AUGUCGGAACUCAAUCCCGCUGUACGCGCCUGUAACGAGCGGACAAAGGUCGCUGUUAUAGGUCUUGGUGUGACUGGCCUGGCAGCAGUCAAGAAUCUCGUCGAGCAGGGGUUUGAAGUGGAGGCGCUCGAGCGGAGUCAGCAUAUUGGCGGUUUGUGGAGGUAUAACGAGGAUAAGAACCUGCUCUCUGUUCUCAAGAGCACUCCCGACUUUCCCUCCGCCGAUCAAAUAGCAGACUACCUCGAGUCCUACGCCGACCAUUUCGCUCUGCGCCGGGGCUUUCACCUGGGUACUGCUGUCAAGCGGGUCCAGCGGUCUCUCACAGGAGACAAAUGGGAAGUCUCCUAUACGCGGGCGGUUCCAGAGGGCGCGGUUGCUGGGGAGAACAAAGUCGAGGUUGGCGUGUACGACCGGGUGUAUGUGGCGUCUGGGGCGUUAGGCGCUCCUGUCAUGCCGAAGUUGCCAGGGCUGGAGGUCUUUGAGGGGAAGCAGCUUCAUACUAGAGCUUAUAAGGGACCUGAACCAUUCAAGGGCAAGCGAGUACUGGUGGUCGGGAUGGGCAACACCGGGUCUGAUACCGCCUCCUCCUUAAUGGGUACGGCGGAGAGCGUGUAUCUCUCACAUCAUCGAGGCGGGCGGAUAGCAAAACCAUCAGACCAAACGGCGACACGUCGGAUCUUCUGGCUUGGUGGCUGGACCAACUCGCUCAUGCCGACCGUCAUGGCUUAUCUCGCCGAUAAAGCUCUCGAAAAGAUCGUCAAGAGGUACUAUAGAACGGCAAUCUCGGCCGACCCCUCUAUCCACAUCGAUCCCGCCUGGAAACUACUGCCUGCACCCCCCUUCCACUCCUCUCCCGCUACCAUAUCAGACGUCCUUCUGAAACACUUCUCGACCGGCGCCAUCCGGCCCCUCACCGCCGUCCAGAGAGUCACCCCAUCCGGGGUCGUGACCGCGGAAGGCGCCUUUGACGUUGUCAUGAUCCUAUCCGGACCCGCCGGUUCGGCAGCUCUCGGCAUUGCCACCCAAACCUUCAAGCUCCUCAUACCUCCGACUCCGCGCUCAUUACCCCGUGCCUCGCGCAGCACUAUCUCCACUCUCGGUUCCACGCGCGCCCCACGCGGCACCUCCCCCGCUCUCGGCCAAGCCCUACCUUAUCUACCCUCUCGUCUCGCGCCUCGCUCGGUCGCCCCGCCAGCUGGUUCAGCACCCACCGUGACAGACGUCGACGUCAUCAUUUUCGCCACCGGAUCGCGGUUCGACUACUCCUUCCUCGCAGGUAACGCCAACCCCUCUCCGCCCGACUCCCCACAUCCCUAUCCUAUGCUAUAUCAAUCUGUUAUGUCGAUCAAUCACCCCGAUAGCCUCGCCAUUGUAGGUCCAUACAAGGGCUUCUCGAUCACCGCUAUGCUCAACGCGGACCUUACUGCUCAGGCAGUUGCGCAGAUUUGGAAGGGGAAUGUGGUAUUGCCGGAUAAGAAGGCGAUGGAGGGGUGGUGCGAGCGGAGCUAUGCGUUUCGCCAGAAACUCACCAAAGGUCAAGGGUCGGGCCAGGCGGGGAUGGACGCGUACAAACUGGAGGGAUGGCUAUCCAAGGCAGCCGGGACGGGGAUGGCGGAGAAUCUCAGCUGGGGAUGGAAAGGGUGGAAGUUCUGGUGGGGACAUCGGAAGCUAUACCGGCUGUUGAUGGAUAGGAUCAAUACACCUCACGUGUAUCGACUGUUUGAGGGCAGGGAGGGCGGACGGAAGCGAUGGGACGGAGCGGAGGCAGCGAUCUGGCGGUUGAACGGGGAAGAUAGGGUGUCGAGCUCGUAG
Dioszegia hungarica is the source of this 1812-nucleotide messenger RNA. RefSeq lists its product as uncharacterized. The record is from RefSeq and is a predicted model, not a curated record. NCBI's taxonomy places the organism in Eukaryota, Fungi, Basidiomycota, Tremellomycetes, Tremellales, Bulleribasidiaceae. The transcript has 6 exons. Gene Ontology annotation, molecular function: N,N-dimethylaniline monooxygenase activity; flavin adenine dinucleotide binding; NADP binding. The coding region runs from base 1 to 1812 and encodes 603 amino acids.